AUGACCUCGACUUCUGCUGCCGCCCUCGGCAACAGUCUGCCUUAUACACGCACGUCUCAACCGCGUCUCGCAUAUGUCCCUGCGUCUUUCGAUGAUCCAACUCCUAGCACCGGAGACGACUCGGACGAACCAUCGUCCUUCUUUGUGCGCGCUCUCUACGAUUUCGAAUCCAACGACGCCAGCUCGCUCUCCUUCUCUAAGGGUGCGCUCAUCGAGGUACUCACUCAGCUCGAAUCCGGUUGGUGGGAUGGUCUGCUGGACAACCAUGUUCGAGGUUGGUUUCCUUCCAACUAUGUUGAGCCCAUCUCGGAUCACGAAGCUGAGCUCGAGCUCAUCUCCCGCGCACAGAUGCACGCACAGUACAGUUUGGGCCUCUCGCCUCAUCUUUCCGCCGACUCGGAUUCCUUCUCACGUCUCGGCCUCGGCGCUGGCUUUGAUGGGCUCCAAGCGCUCAUCAAAGGUGACGGCAUCGGAAACAGCGACGCCUUCAGUCAGCUUGCCGAAGCUGCCAUGCUCGAUCCAAAGAGACGCAUCUUUGAUCCAGCUAGUCCCCAACUCGCUCACACACCUGUCUUGCAACUUCCAGACGCAUCCCCCUAUCGACGCGACACAUCCUCACUAGCAUCAACAUCUUCUCGAUCCGCCAUCCCUGAAUACCCCCGUGCCUCUUCCUCCUCGGCCUCGGAUCAGAUGCUUGCCUUGGAACGCGAACGCUCCAGAGCCGCUUCCGUCUCAAAUCCGCUUCAGCCCGAUUCCGCGGCGUCCACUUCCUUAGCUGCUGCUGCCGCUGCUGCCGCUGCCAGACCUAGAGCUGCCACGGGCUCUCAAGCCGAUACCUCUCCCUCUGGCGAUGUUUGGGUUUUAAAGACUUCUCAGCGAGGACACACCGUCUUUUACAAUACCCGCACUGGAGCCACUUCGGCACAGGUCCCCCCAGAUACUCGCUCUACUCACAACGACACUGCCGUAUUCUCGUCACCCACCAGCAGAUUGCAGCCGCAACCCAUGAUUCGCACCACCUCGUCCGACCAAAACAGCUCGGCCGACUCUCGCAAGGACCUCUACGACUCGAGUCACCUCGGUCCAGAACGAAGCAGACCCACAUCCCGAAAUGCCAGUGCAGAGUCGCGCCCCUCUUCCGCCAACAGCAGCAACACAGCCAUCUUUCACAACGGCACCGCACCCGUUCGAGCGCCAAGUUCCAACACGGCCGAUCGCAUGCCCGACCUUACCGCCGUGCCCAAACCUUGGAGGGUGCGAUUGACCGACGACGAAAAGUACUUUUUCUAUGUCCAUCGCUCCACCCACGAGAUUCGUUGGAACCAUGCCGAUGCAAAGACGAAGCUGACCAUUCUCUCCAACGUCACUCCUCGCAGCCGUUCGCCUCGACACUCCACCAUCCCGGCAAUCGCGCCUAUCGAACACAGCAGAGGCGCGCCGAAUCUGGGCGCUGGCCUCAACAUCACCCAGGGCGUCUCAGAGCUUCAGCUCGGAUCGGACGAAUCCGAUAUCGACGGCGAUAUGAAUCCACAUCUACCCGGCAAGCCACCCAAGCCGUCCUCUUCCAGACAUGGCCGCCAUCGCGUUGGCAGCAUAGCAUCUACUCUGGCUGCCCUCGCCAAUCACGCCGUGCUUUCAUCACCCAAGAUCUUGCCUUUCUCCUUGCUACACGAGGAAACCUCCGCCUACGAAAUGCAGAAGGCGCUCCAGCCACCUCCUGUGCCGCCUGUCAGCUCCCUCGUUCGACGCGCCAAUGAACUCAUCCGAAACUUGGCCGCCAUUGCCACCGAGCAAAUCGGCACCAAUGGUCUGGCACAGGCGGAUGUCUCGGUCUGCAGCGCCGACGGCAUCUACCUGCCCAGAUUGGCGUAUGCUACUGCCGACGUGGUAGCUGCUAUCCGCGAGGUGCUCUAUGCCACUGGCUCACUCUCGCUCUCGAGCAGCGAUGUGGCUUCCGUCUCCAAGCUUGUCGCCGUACCCAUGGCUUCAAGCGAUAUUCCAAAGUCCCUCUCCGAUACCGCCCAUGUGACCAAAGACGUCGACCUCAACUUGUACUCUAAGGUGCUCGACACACUUUGCACUUUGACCAAUGGCUCUGAUCCUUCUGACUUGCAUGUCAUUGGCGUCAGCCAGAAGGAUUCGCUUGCACCAACGCCGGGGUCCCUGCAUCUGGUCGCACGCAAGCUCAACGCUGUCGUGUCCAAGCUUGUCCUCUCCUCGCGCCAAGUCAUUGAUCACACCGUCACCCUAGCUUCUUCGCCUACGUCCGGCAUGGAAAGUACCAUGACCGAUCUCGACGCCGACGUCUUUUCCAAGCUCUACCAAUGCAGACAACGAUUGCGCGAAGACGCACUCGAGCUCGCGCGAACGCUUCAGAGUCUCGGCACGGAAGCCGAACGCUCGCGAAGCACCGCCCUUGGGGCACCUUACAGCCGUGGGUGGUUGCGCAGGGUAGAGGGCAGCCUAGAGAGCGACUUGGGCCUCAACGGUGUUGGCUCAACAUCCUACGGCAGCGGAAUGGCCGCAGGUUGGCUAGGCAACGGUUUCGUGCUUCCUUCCAAGUGCGAGACCGCUCUGAUGAAAGCGGAGGGCAAGGGCGCGCGAAGCAAUCCCUUUGAUCAGCGCAGAGAUGUGGAAUCGGCGGUGGUGCGCGGUUUGCUAACGUUGCGACGCAUCCCUGAAAAGCGAUUGGAUCAGCAGAUGAUUCAGCAGCUACAACAAGCGCUCAUCCGGCUCGAGGCUCAGCCAGGCAGCAGCGUGGCUACCUCUGCCUUGUCGGUGCUGUCCCAAUAUGGCGCCCUUGAAGCUAUGAUCGAGAGCAUCGAUCUAGCCUCAGGCCUCGACGUCGAUGGCCCUCAUGCCAAGGAGGCCAAAUCCUCGUCCAUCAACGAGCGCAAUGCUGCGAAUGCGGUCAAGGCGCGCGACCUAAUGCGUCGCUUUGUGGUCCUUAAACAGAUCGCGUAUGACGCCUCAGGCUCCCUCUUCCUAGCUGUACAGGAGUACGGCAGCUCGGCCCCGGUCGUGCAAAAGCAGACAGUUAAGCUGGCCAAGCUGUCUGCAGCGGUGGUCAAGACGCUUCAAGAGAUCGCCAAGGUGGGCGAAGAGCAGCUACGCGACGCCUCGCCUUUUCUCGGUGUUCGCGCUUCGCCGAACGGCUCUGAAGAUGGCAUCAUUCUGCCUUCCACGGGCGUCUUUUCACGCAGGGUCAACACCACCAGCAAUGGUCUUCACGAAGAGCUCGACGAGAUGGCCCGCUACCAUAAGGCCAACGAUGACGAGCCAGAGGAAGAGGCCGAAUUCAUGUACUUGGGCCCUGGCAUCGCUGUCCCCAAUGGACCAAGGGCCAGGUCCGGCAGCCGUGCGACCUCUGUGUCGACGUCCAACUCGCCUGUCCCAAGCUUGGCUGCCGGCCGACUGGGACCGAUGCAAGCUUCCAACAACCAUCGCCAGCGAUCCACUUCUGUUACCACGGGCGGCUCGGUGCGUUCACUGCAGUCGUUCACAGACACUUCAGGGCGGAUCGUCAGUCGUCGAGGUACGCUGGGCGACGACGCACCUCUGACGCAGACCACGACGCACGAUAGCGAACACAGCGCUGGCACCGGCAUUACAGCGCCAUCGAGUAUGUCCCGACGCAAGGAGGAUGAGGUGCCGUGGUUCCUCGAGCCCGACUACAUGGGCGAUGACAUUGUGAUUGCUCAGGACGGCUCGGUCAAGGGGGCUACACUCGAGGCGUUGUUGGCGCGUCUGACGAUGCACAAUUCGUUUGACGCAUCGUUCAACAACACGUUCCUGAUGACGUACCGCUCGUUUACGACGACGCAGACGCUGCUGGAUCUAUUGGCGCAGCGAUUCCGCAUCCUGCCGCCGGAAGGGCUCAGCGAGGACGAGCUGGCGCUUUGGACCGAGAAGAAGCAAAUUCCGAUCCGACUUCGGGUAUUCAACGUACUCAAGAGUUGGCUCGAGAUGCACUUUUACGAGGGCGAGGAUGAGCCGUACCUGGACCAGGUUCGACGCUUUGCGGUCGAGGAGAUGGGCGAAGCGCCGGCGAUGAAGGCGCCUUCGCAGCAUCUGCAGAGGUUGGUGGAAAGGAGGCAGGGCGAGGGCGAGCAGAUGAUCCGCAAGAUGGUACUGCCGAACUCUGCGCCUGCGCCCAUCUUGCCCAAGAAUCUCAAGAAGCUCAAGUUCCUCGAGAUCGACGCGCUGGAGAUGGCCAGGCAGCUGACGCUGCUCGAGUCGAGAUUGUACAACAAGGUCAAGCCUGCCGAGUGCUUGGGGCUCAAGUGGACCAAGCCGGGCAAUGACGUGCAUGCCAAGGGCAUCAUGGACAGCAUCACCACGCACAACCGCAUCUCGGCGUGGGUGGCCGAGACGAUCUUGCAGCAGGAGGAUCUGAAGAAGCGCGCGGCGCUUAUCAAGCACUUUAUCAGCAUUGCCGAUCGGUGUCGUGCACUCAACAACUUCUCGGGCAUGUGGGCCAUCGUCUCUGCGCUGUCCACAGCGCCGAUCCAUCGGCUACGACGAACGUGGGACGCUGUCUCGCAGAAGUACGUGCUGGUGUUUGAAUCGCUGGAGCAGCUCAUGUCGGCGUCACGCAAUUGGGCCAACUACCGCGAGAUGAUCCACAAGCUCAAACCGCCGUGUGUACCGUUUUUGGGGCGAUACCUUGGUGACCUCACCUUCAUCGAGGAUGGCAACCGGGAUCGACUCAAGGAGAACGACCAGCUGAUCAACUUUGGCAAGCGACAGAAGACAGCCGAGGUGAUCAGGGAGAUUACGAUCCAUCAAUCUACCCCGUACAACCUUGCCGUCGUCCCGGCACUUGAAAAGUACAUUGAGGCAAAUCUGGUAGAUGCAAGGUCUGCCGAUGACUUGUACGAGCAGAGUCUGCUGCUCGAGCCGCGCGAGCGAGAGGACGAGAAGAUUGCGAGGUUGUUACAGGAGAGUGGAUUUUUGUAG
This is a messenger RNA of Mycosarcoma maydis (corn smut), 4959 nucleotides long. RefSeq lists its product as uncharacterized. Gene Ontology annotation, molecular function: guanyl-nucleotide exchange factor activity; protein binding. Gene Ontology annotation, cellular component: plasma membrane. Gene Ontology annotation, biological process: positive regulation of GTPase activity; Ras protein signal transduction. NCBI's taxonomy places the organism in Eukaryota, Fungi, Basidiomycota, Ustilaginomycetes, Ustilaginales. The record is from RefSeq and is a predicted model, not a curated record. The transcript has a single exon. Bases 1 to 4959 code for a protein of 1652 amino acids.